Suricata suricatta (meerkat) is the source of this 4158-nucleotide messenger RNA. It is a transcript of the gene ARRDC3, whose product is annotated as arrestin domain containing 3. The record is from RefSeq and is a predicted model, not a curated record. The transcript has 8 exons. Gene Ontology annotation, biological process: protein transport. The coding region runs from base 238 to 1482 and encodes 414 amino acids. Gene Ontology annotation, cellular component: cytoplasm. Lineage: Eukaryota; Metazoa; Chordata; Mammalia; Carnivora; Herpestidae.
CCUGCCGCCCGUCUUUGUAAGGAGACCACUGAGACUAGCAGGAUCGUGGAGCAGCAGCCUCUCUGCUGCCCUGACUUUUUAAGAAAUCUCAAUGAACUACUUGUAAAGAAUCACUGAUCUUGCCUGCAAGCUUUUUGCACGGCAAAGACAUCGAUCAGUGUUAGCUGAAGGUCACAUUUUAUAUGUGAUCUUGACUUUUUUGUCUUACAUUAUAUUUUUAUAGAUUUUGUUAUAAACAUGGUGCUGGGAAAGGUGAAGAGUUUGACAAUAAGCUUUGACUGUCUUAAUGACAGCAAUGUCCCUGUGUAUUCUAGUGGGGAUACAGUCUCAGGAAGGGUGAAUUUAGAAGUUACUGGGGAAAUCAGAGUAAAAUCUCUUAAAAUUCAUGCAAGAGGACAUGCGAAAGUACGCUGGACCGAGUCAAGAAACGCCGGCUCCAAUACUGCCUAUACACAGAAUUACACUGAAGAAGUAGAAUAUUUCAACCAUAAAGACAUCUUAAUUGGACACGAAAGAGACGAUGAUAAUUCCGAAGAAGGCUUCAACACUAUUCAUUCAGGAAGACAUGAAUAUGCAUUCAGCUUCGAGCUUCCACAGACACCACUUGCUACCUCAUUCGAAGGCCGACAUGGCAGUGUGCGCUAUUGGGUGAAAGCCGAAUUGCACAGGCCUUGGCUUCUACCAGUAAAAUUAAAGAAGGAAUUUACAGUCUUUGAGCAUAUAGAUAUCAACACUCCUUCAUUACUGUCACCCCAAGCAGGCACAAAAGAAAAGACUCUCUGUUGCUGGUUCUGUACCUCAGGCCCAAUAUCCUUAAGUGCCAAAAUUGAAAGGAAGGGCUAUACCCCAGGUGAAUCAAUUCAGAUAUUUGCUGAGAUUGAAAACUGCUCUUCCCGAAUGGUAGUGCCAAAGGCAGCCAUUUACCAAACACAGGCCUUCUAUGCCAAAGGGAAAAUGAAGGAAGUCAAACAGCUUGUGGCUAACUUACGUGGGGAAUCCUUAUCAUCUGGAAAGACAGAUACCUGGAAUGGAAAGUUGCUGAAAAUUCCACCAGUUUCUCCCUCUAUCCUCGACUGUAGCAUAAUUCGUGUGGAAUAUUCACUAAUGGUAUAUGUGGAUAUUCCUGGAGCUAUGGAUUUAUUUCUUAAUUUGCCACUUGUCAUUGGUACCAUUCCUCUACAUCCAUUUGGUAGCAGAACCUCAAGUGUAAGCAGUCAGUGCAGCAUGAAUAUGAACUGGCUUGGUUUAUCCCUACCUGAGAGACCUGAAGCACCACCCAGCUAUGCAGAAGUGGUAACAGAGGAACAAAGGCGGAACAAUCUUGCACCAAUGAAUGCUUGUGAUGACUUUGAGCGAGCACUUCAAGGACCACUGUUUGCAUAUAUCCAGGAGUUCCGGUUCUUGCCUCCACCUCUUUAUUCAGAGAUUGAUCCAAAUCCUGAUCAGUCAGCAGAUGAUAGACCAUCCUGCCCCUCUCGUUGAAGGAACACUUGGUUAGAUCAACUUGAUGUGGGUCCCGAACUGUAUCUCUUCCCAGCUGAGGACAGAGAAGUAUCUUGGAGACACGUUUUUCAGAGGAAGUGGAAUUGCUUUUGCCCAGAGUAAUGGCAGAUACAUGAAACAACCAGUGAUCAUGCUUUAGAAGCCUACAGCAACAUUCUGGGACUGCUCCAACAUGCUUGAAGAUCUAAGCUUUUCUCCUUUAAAACAGGCACAUAGUAAGAGCAGUCUUCUUAGCCUAUGGUCAUACGUGUCAAGAUACCACGUUGUAAAGAGGGAUGAUUUCCUUCUUUUGAUUUGAAAAUUUGCACAUGCUCAAUGCUUACAUUGUGCAGUUCUGAUAUCACUACACCUUUUUUUUUUCCAUUUAUGCCAGACUCUUGAUACUCUUUAAAAACUUGUUUGCGGUCAGCACAACAAGGAACAAAAGAAAGCUUUGAAAAAACUUUAACAUGAGAAAAACGCACUGACUUUUUUUUUAUUUAAUAUAGCCUGGACUUUACCUGCAUAUGCACAUGCUCAGAAAUGUCCUACUAGGAUGACCAUGUAUCACCUCUUCAGCUUGGAUCCUAUUGUGGAUUUAUUUACAAACAUCAAAUGCCUUCAAGCCAAUCCUUCUUGCUGUAUGUUUUGCAGCCUACUGUAGUAGAUACGCAACAGAUAUGUGGGAAAAGAGAUAAGAGGAGGAAGCUAAUAGACUUUGUCAAGAUUGUAUACCUUCUUGGUUUCUUUUAAGAAUUUGUUGCCUUUCUACUAUUACAGCAAAGCAGCAUUUUGUUACUGACUGCCUAAAAUCACUUAAUCUCAGGUGAACGCAUCACUUGCCAAACUGUUGGAAUGCUAUUUGUGUUUUGUUGCACUGUUGAGUUAUUUUUUUGUUUGUUUGUUUGGUUGGCUUUUUGGAGAGGGAAAUUUGGAAAAGGGACAUACACAAAAGUGAUAACCCACCCACAUUCCCUUUUUAUCAUUACAUAUAAGAAGAAACUAGCAGAGCUAAGAAUGGAGUAAAGAAAGGCAGUAUGGCAGGCACCAGCAAAGAGUUAAGGGCUUAUUGCUCUUAAAAAUUGUUAUUUUUAUUAUUUUAAGAGUAUGAAAAUUUUCCAGUCACUGGAGAGGAGGAGAAAGUGCAUUUAUUUUUGUACGGAGUUACUUAAUUACCUCCAAAACACAUGUUGGAAAUCACUUUUGCUGGUGCAGAGUAUUUUAAUGAGCAGGAACACACACACACACACACACACACACACACACACACACACAUAUCCAGGUUACAAUUAGAGAGCUCAAGAGCUUGAAAACCCAAGUUUAUUCUAAAAGUGCAUAACUUCAAAAUUACAAAUACACUAGAAUUUGUUUUGGAAUGAUAACUGUUUUAUAUUUUUGUGGGGUUUUUUUUUAAUGAAAGUAUUUUUUCCAUUACCUAAAGAACAUUUUGCUAAACGAGAAACGACUCACUUUGAGUAUAUAUAGAUAAGAAGAGCAACCACUUCAGUAAAUUAGUUUAUAUUAAAGAUAAUUUACAGUUGGCUCAUAACAAAUAUACCAGCAUUCAUGAUGACACUUAAAAACUGCAUUUUCCAAGGUACCAAGUAUACUGAUUGUCUUACUUAAGGAAUUCAGUUCUGAUGGUUUUAAUGAAAAUCAGCAUCUCUGAUACAACAUACGUAUAAAAUGGGUGUUAGUUACAUCUAUCCUGCCAUUUAACCCCACAGUUAAUAAAGUGGCUGAAAAUAAUAGUAACUCUGGCUUGGUGCUUGACCUGGUUAAAUACUGUCUUAAAGCUUCAUACAAAACAAAUAGGCUUUUCCAUAAGUGGCCUUUAAGAAAACAUGGAAGACAAUUCAUGUUUGAAAAAUGCUGACAGGGUGAAGAAAGCCCAGCAUAAAAAUGAAUCGCGUUUUAGGUGAUUCAGUAAAGGGUUUGGGCUCCCGUAGCAAACUAAUACUAGAUAAUAAGGAAAUGGGGGUGAAAUAUUUUUUUAUUGUUGUUAAAUCAUUUUGUGAAUGUCCCCCUCAAAAGAAGCUAAUGGAAUAUUUGGCAUAAAGGGCAUUUGGUGGUUUUAUUUUUGUUUGGGGGGGGCGAAUGUCUGAAAAAUCCCUUUUCUUUUCUCUCUUAUGUCUGACUAGGGAACAAUUGUUGGUAUGCAUAGCAUUGGAAUACUUAUCACCAUAUACUCUUAUUUAUAACACAUGAAACAAGAAUGACCAAUAUUCUGAUAAUUGGCACUGGGUCACAAAAUAAAAUGUGAUUAAAUUUUGAAUCUAUAAAACUUUAUCAGAUAAGGUUUUAUUUUCCCCAUCAAAGUAUUUCUUUCUUAUUUAGAGGCAUUACUUUACUCUUUUCUAAAUAUUGGUCAAUUCCUGACAUAAGAUGUGAGGUUCACAGUUGUAUUCCAGUAUUCAAGAUAGAUUCCUGAUUUUUCAAUUAGGAAAAGUAAAAUCCAAAAUGUUAGCAAAACAAAGUGCAAUAUUAAAUGUUUGCUUUAUAGAUUAUAUUCUAUGGCUGUUUGUAAUUUCCCUCUUUUCCCCCUGUUUUAUUUGGUGCUGAAUAUGUCCUUGUAGGCUCUGUUUUAAGAAAACAAUAUGUGGGAAAUGAUUUGAUUUUUCCUAUUGCUCUUCCUUGUGGAAAAUAAAGUGUUUUGUUUUUUUCUUUUUUGUAAAA